UUCGUAACGUGGGUCAGAUGUAUUUGUAAGCAUUGAGGACGAAAAGGCUCCCGUGUCUUGCUACUCCAUGGCCAUGGCGACCUCCAGCAGAAGUGAAGAUCUUUUAGGCCAGAAAUGGGACCGAUGUGUGGCAGAUACACUCAUCAAAAUCGGUGGAGGCCUCACUCUGGGAGUCGUUUUCUCAGCUAUAGUAUUUAAAAGACGACCUUGGCCAUUGAUUUUUGGAAUGGGAGCCGGUAUGGGAAUGGGAUAUUCCAACUGCCAGCAUGAAUUUAAUCAACCAUUUCUUGUCAAAGCAGAUAAGAUAUUAGUCAAGCCAAAGUCACAAGGCAACUCAGAGCAACCUGCAGCUGAGGCAAACUGAUGCAAUGACACAUUAUGCAUUUAUUAUAUCUGUAUAGUGAGAUUUUCAGUUUAAUCUUCAGCUGUAAGGGUUUGUCAUUAUAGGUUUACAAAACUAUCAAAUGUAUAUAGUUAAAUUUUCUAAUAAGUAUUGCAAGUGUAAAACUGUGAAUAGAGUACAUACAUGAUUGUUGAAACCUGUGCUGCCUAACAGAUGGAAUUUAAAGUCAGCAGUAAUUAAAGUAUUUGGAACACUUAAGUGAGUGCAUUCCUGAUAAUAUUUAUUUGUACUUAUGUCUAUUACAUCACAUAGAAAAAUUCUUAAAAUUACGUAACUUAGUAUGUAUCACAAACAAGAGGUUGAUGCAUCCCUGAUGUGUUCAGAUAACUUGUGACAUUACAGAAUGGCACACUUUUGAUGGCAACAAAAUUGACACGACUUCUGUUCCAUGGUGAGAGUGAAAUGGGCACUGGGGAAAGAAAUAUCCAUCAAUAAUAAAAAUAUAUCCUUCAU
Scylla paramamosain (green mud crab) is the source of this 856-nucleotide messenger RNA. Its product is annotated as MICOS complex subunit Mic10-like. The transcript has 4 exons. The record is from RefSeq and is a predicted model, not a curated record. Gene Ontology annotation, cellular component: MICOS complex; mitochondrial inner membrane; mitochondrion. The coding region runs from base 68 to 364 and encodes 98 amino acids. Lineage: Eukaryota; Metazoa; Arthropoda; Malacostraca; Decapoda; Portunidae.